This is a messenger RNA of Yarrowia lipolytica CLIB122, 1215 nucleotides long. RefSeq lists its product as uncharacterized. Lineage: Eukaryota; Fungi; Ascomycota; Dipodascomycetes; Dipodascales. Gene Ontology annotation, biological process: endoplasmic reticulum inheritance. Gene Ontology annotation, cellular component: perinuclear endoplasmic reticulum; cortical endoplasmic reticulum; endoplasmic reticulum membrane. The record is from RefSeq and is a predicted model, not a curated record.
AUGAUCACAAUACUAACGCUGUUUCGAGCAGCAUACUCGCUGAUCCACCUGACGCUGGUGAUGAUCACAAUCCCACUGUCGUUUGACAUUGGGGGGCGGUUUUGCGGCCUGGCCUUCUCCUUCACGCUGGUGGUAUCGUAUUUCAUUUUGUCCACCUUCCGCAUACUUAGUGGCCGUACCAAGCUGAGACAUGUCGCGCAGAUUCUCUACUAUCUGCAUACCAUUCUCAUUCCGGCGCUGCUCAUCUUCUACCUGAGUCUCAAUACCGCCAACAACAAUGAGCCUGUGGCGCUGCAGCGGCUGGUCAUGCCCUGGGAUGCGCUCAUGCAGAGCUCCGCGCCCUUCUUCAACAUUCUCGAGGGCUUCUGCACGUUGCUGUUCAUUCAGACCAUUGGCCAGGUGUCCAAGUGGCUCGUGCACCGCAAGAGCGAUUCGUGGGAAAUUGUCCUGCUCAUUUCCGCGGGCUGCGUCAUUUCCGCCACCGCAUACAAUCUCUACCGCAUCUACAUUGCCACGGACUCGGUGGAUCUAAGCACCGGCACUCUUGCCGGCAUGGUGCUGACGCUGGGCUUCUGCCUCAGCAGCUACGGUGUCAUUUCGCGCAAGGGCUCUUCGCUGGAGUCGUCGCUCAUCCUCGCAUACACCGUCUAUUGUCUGUACUUCAUAUUCCGCAAGUCUAGCACCAGCGAGCCACCCGUGACAAUCGAGUACAGCUCCAAGCAGCAGUACCCACCGCUACCUCCACUCAUCAUGGACUCGUACUCGGCGCUUGCCAAGUCGUUUGCCGCCAUUGUGCCGUCAUCGUUCACAGCCGUGUUCGACUUCUUUUACGGCGCUAUCAGCACCAUUACGCCCCACGUGUUUGUGUCGCUCUCGUUCCGCAUUGGCGUCUUCUACGCUGCCACGCGGAUCAUUCCCGGCAUCCACUACGCCGGCGGCUUCACCUUUAGAUACAGACGGUCGUACCGUCGGGUGUUCAUUCUCUAUGCAUACGCUCCGUGUGUCAUCAUUGCGGUGUACACACACUUGAUCAUGCAGAACUUUGACAUUCUGCACGUGCCUCAGAACAGCGGAAUGUGGGACUGGAGUGCACAGGGCAGCCAGCUUUGGGCCUGGGUUGGCGUGCUGGCGUUUCUGGCUCUGUAUGCGGUAGAGUUAUCCAGUGGGGGAAAUAUGCAGAACGAGUUUAUCCGAGAUCAUUGGAAGGAGGAGUAG